Lotus japonicus is the source of this 1847-nucleotide messenger RNA. RefSeq names its product UDP-glycosyltransferase 87A1-like. The transcript has 2 exons. Gene Ontology annotation, molecular function: UDP-glycosyltransferase activity. Lineage: Eukaryota; Viridiplantae; Streptophyta; Magnoliopsida; Fabales; Fabaceae. Bases 112 to 1485 code for a protein of 457 amino acids. The record is from RefSeq and is a predicted model, not a curated record.
AUUCCUAUGUUGUCUAGUUUUAUGUUUAUGCAAAGAAUGUGAGCAAAUGACAAAGUUGGUCAACCAAGAAUCCACAAAACCACUGUCACUCACUCACCAACUUCUCCGGCUAUGGACACUAGCUCCGGCGGCGGCGCGUGCCACGUGGUGGCGGUACCGUAUCCGGGAAGAGGACACAUCAACCCGAUGAUGAACCUGUGCAAGAUCCUCGCAUCACGAAGACCCAACCAGAUCCUCAUCACGUUCGUGGUCACCGAGGAGUGGCUCGGCUUCAUCGGCGCAGACCCCAAGCCGGACGCAAUCCGUUUCGCCACCAUCCCCAACGUGAUCCCGCCGGAGCGCGAGAGAGCCGCCGACUUUCCCCGCUUCUACGAAGCCGUCAUGACGGAGAUGGAAGCCCCGGUCGAGCGGCUUCUCGAUCAACUCGACCCGCCGCUGACGGCGAUCAUCGGAUGCGUCGAGCUGCGGUGGCCCAUCGCGCUAGCCAAUCGGAGGAAUAUUCCGGUGGCAGCGUUUUGGACGAUGUCGGCGUCGUUUUACUCCAUGUUGCAUCACCUUGAUGUCUUUGUACGACACAGGCAUUUGACACUUGAUAAGCUGGGUGAACAAGCAGAAAACAUCCCAGGAAUUUCUUCAGCUCAUUUGGAAGAUCUUCAAACCGUACUUCGUGAAAAUGAUCAACGAGUCUUGCAGCUUGCAUUGGAAUGCAUUUCCAAGGUGCCCACAGCUAAUUAUCUUCUACUCACUACUGUCCAAGAGAUAGAAGCUGAAAAAAUUAAUUCCCUGAAAGCUAUAUUCCCCUUUCCAGUAUAUCCCAUUGGCCCUGCAAUCCCUUACAUAGAACUGGGAGAAAACUAUUUGUUGAACACUUGCAACAGCCAUGACUACAUGAACUGGCUAGAUUCGCAGCCAGCUGAAUCAGUUUUGUACAUUUCUUUGGGUAGUUUUCUUUCAGUGUCUAAUACCCAAAUGGAUGAAAUUCUGGAAGCACUAAACAGUAGCAAGAUUCGUUACCUUUGGGUGGCCCGUGGUGAAGCUUCGAGGUUGAAAGAGAAGUGUGGAGAUAAGGGCUUGGUGGUGCCAUGGUGUGAUCAAUUGAAGGUGUUGUCCCAUGCUUCCAUAGGUGGAUUUUGGAGCCAUUGUGGGUGGAAUUCAACUCUGGAAGCUGUUUUUUCUGGUGUACCAAUGCUGACAUUCCCUCUUUUCUUGGAUCAAGUUCCAAAUAGCAGCCAAAUAGUGGAUGAGUGGAAGAAUGGGUGUAAGGUGGAGAUAUCAGAGUUGGUAGGUGAUGUGGUUGUGGGUAAAGAAAAGAUAGAAGAGAUAGUUAAGAGGUUCAUGGAUCUUGAGAGCCAUGAGGGAAAGAAAAUGAGAGACAGAGCAAGAGAACUCAAGGUUAGUUGUCAUGGAGCAAUUGGCGAAGGGGGAUCCUCCGAUGGGAACCUGGAAGCAUUUAUCGGAGAUAUUUCAAGGCCCCUGAUGCAUUAAGCAGCUGGCUCUCAGUAACAAAAUAAAUCAAUGAAUCAUCAUUUAUGAUUCGUAGAUAUUCGCAUAAUGCAGACACCCAAUUAACACACAAAUUGAGAAAUGAAGAGAAGAGAAAUAAGUAAUGAAUUUAUUGUAUGAUGAAUGUGAUAAAAAAAAAGAGGUAGAGAGAAAAAUAGGAUGUCGCUCUGUUUGGGUGUCUAAGUAUUAUCAGUGAUAAAUUAACAGUGUGAAGGGUAUUGUAAUUCCAAUGUAAGGAUGAUAACAUUGUAAAAUGCCAUGGAACUGCAAUUGAAGUGCUCUAUGUCCUUGUACUAUUAGCAAUUUGAGAUCUGCAGACCGCAGCAUUAUGUGUAGUUAAUGAA